Messenger RNA from Meriones unguiculatus (Mongolian gerbil), 1026 nucleotides. RefSeq names its product EEF1A lysine methyltransferase 1 (gene Eef1akmt1). The record is from RefSeq and is a predicted model, not a curated record. The coding region runs from base 80 to 724 and encodes 214 amino acids. Lineage: Eukaryota; Metazoa; Chordata; Mammalia; Rodentia; Muridae. Gene Ontology annotation, biological process: methylation. The transcript is spliced from 5 exons. Gene Ontology annotation, molecular function: protein-lysine N-methyltransferase activity; nucleic acid binding.
CUUCUUCCGGGCGGACUGCGCAUGAGGAAACAAGUCCAUCCACAUAUUCUUGCUCUGCACGUCGCUGACAGUUUGUGAGAUGAGUGAUUCGGAAGAUGAUGAGAUACCGCAGCUUUCUUCCCACACCUUAGCAGCUCUCCAGGAAUUUUAUGCUGAGCAGAAGCAAGCUCCCAGCCCAGGAGGAGAUGACAAAUACAGCGUCGGGGCAAUAGAGGAGAACUGGCAGCUGAGCCAGUUCUGGUACAGUGAGGACACGGCCCUGCGACUUGCACAGGAAGCGAUUGCUGCUGCAGGAGAAGGCGGCAGAAUCGCGUGUGUGAGCGCGCCCAGUGUGUACCAGAAGCUCCGGGCGCUACACAGGCAGCACGUCUCUGCACACAUCUUUGAAUACGACAGGCGGUUCGCCAUAUAUGGGGAGGAGUUCAUCUUCUAUGAUUACAAUCAUCCACUGGACUUGCCUGGAAGAAUCGCUGCGCAUAGUUUCGAUAUUGUAGUUGCAGAUCCUCCUUACCUGUCUGAGGAAUGUCUCAGGAAGACAUCCGAAACGAUCCGGUUCCUGACUCGGGGCAAGAUUCUGCUGUGCACGGGAGCCAUCAUGGAAGAGCAGGCAGCCCGGCUCCUAGGUGUGAAGAUGUGCAAAUUUAUUCCAGAACACUCUCGAAACUUGGCCAAUGAGUUCCGCUGUUAUGUGAACUAUGAGUCUGGGCUGGACUGUGAAACCUGAAUUCACAUGGCAUCAUGUUAUAAUAAAAGGACUCCAGGUGACAUGUCCAUUUCCUGCUUUAUUCUCUUUCUGUUGACACAUUGUGACCUCCCUCUCUCUGCCCUGGACUGGGACUCUAUUGGCUUUGGUUUUUCAAGACAGGGCUUCUCUGUGUCCUGGAUUCACACUGUAGAGCAGGCUGGCCUCAAACUCAUAGAGAUCUCUUGCCUCUGCCUCCCAGAGCACUGGGACUACAGGAUUGUACCACUGCGUCCUGCUCUUGCCUUAAUUUUCAAAAUAAAAUAAAACUUAUCUUUGCUGUU